Molecule: messenger RNA, 2583 nt
Organism: Antrostomus carolinensis (chuck-will's-widow)
Lineage: Eukaryota; Metazoa; Chordata; Aves; Caprimulgiformes; Caprimulgidae
Gene: CRIM1
Product: cysteine rich transmembrane BMP regulator 1
Exons: 12
Coding region: 25-2115 (696 amino acids)
Cellular component (GO): plasma membrane
Molecular function (GO): protein binding; serine-type endopeptidase inhibitor activity
Source: RefSeq, a predicted model, not a curated record
AAGCCAACUUGCAUAUUUAACAGCAUGGAAUAUUAUGAUGGAGACAUGUUUCGAAUGGAUGCUUGCCGUUUUUGUCGAUGCCAAGGUGGAGUUUCUAUUUGUUUCUCUGCCCAGUGUGGUGAGCUACACUGUGACAGGUACUAUGUGCCGGAAGGAGAGUGCUGCCCAGUCUGUGAAGACCCAGUUUAUCCAGUAAACAACCCUGCUGGCUGCUAUGCCAAUGGUCAGAUCCAAGCUCACGGAGACCGCUGGCGAGAGGACGACUGCACUUUCUGCCAGUGCAUCAAUGGAGACCCGCACUGUGUUGCAACGGCCUGCGGGCAGAGCUGUCUAAAUCCUGUCAAAGUCCCUGGCGAGUGCUGCCCGGUCUGUGAAGAACCAACCUACAUCACAAUAGGACCACCCACCUGUGAGGUUUUGGUGAACUGCACUUUGACUGAAAAAGACUGUAUCUAUAGCUUCAAACUGGACCAAAAUGGUUGCCGAAUUUGUCAGUGCAAAACUAGGGAGGAGCUGUGUACCGGCCUCAUUUCGGGCUGUUCCUUGGAUUGUUCCUUCGGCUUCCAGACUGACAUCCACAACUGUGAGAUCUGUCAGUGCCGACCGCGGCCUAAGAAGUGCAAACCCAUUGUAUGUGACAAAUACUGUCCCUUUGGAUACUUGAAGAACAAGCAUGGCUGUGACAUCUGUCGGUGUAAGAAAUGCCCAGAACUGCCUUGUGGUAAAAUCUGUCCGAUGGGCUUCCAGCAGAACAAUCACGGCUGUGUUAUCUGCAAGUGCAGAGAGGCAACCGCUUCUCUUCUGCCUCCUAUUAAAACAGGCUCUUGCCUGUCCAUGGAUGGGCGCCGACAUGAGAAUGAGGAGAGCUGGCACGAUGGCUGCAGGGAAUGUUACUGUCACAAUGGACGGGAAAUGUGUGCCUUGAUCACCUGCCCGGUUCCUAAUUGUGGGAACCCCACCAUACAUCCAGGACAGUGUUGCCCAUCAUGUCCAGAUGAAAUAAUUGUGCAGAAGCCAGAGCUCACCAGUCCAUCGAUCUGUCAUGCCCCUGGUGGCGAAUACUUUGUAGAAGGAGAGACAUGGAAUAUUGAUUCUUGCACACAAUGUACAUGCCACAGUGGACGUGUCCUGUGUGAGACUGAAGUCUGCCCACCUCUUCUUUGUCAAAAUCCUACCCGCACACAGGACUCCUGCUGUCCACAGUGCCCAGAUGAGACUCCUCAGUCCUCUUCAUCAAGCAAUGAGAGCAUGCCCAGUUACUGCAAAAAUGAUGAAGGAGAUAUUUUUCUGACAGCUGAGUCCUGGAAACCCAAUGUCUGCACUAGCUGCAUUUGCAUGGAUGGUGUGAUUAGAUGCUACUCUGAGUCUUGCCCACCAGUAUCCUGUGAGAGACCUGUUCUGAGAAAGGGACAAUGUUGUCCUUACUGUAUUGAGGAUACAGUUCCAAAGAAAGUGGUCUGCCACUUCAAUGGAAAAACAUACGCAGAUGAGGAACGCUGGGACAUUGACAGCUGCACUCACUGCUACUGCCUGCAGGGUCAGACUCUCUGCUCCACUGUCAGCUGCCCACCCCUCCCUUGUGCUGAACCCAUCAACGUGGAGGGAAGCUGCUGCCCUAUGUGUCCAGAGAUGUACGUACCUGAACCUACUAAUAUCCCCAUUGAGAAGACAAAUCAUCGAGGAGACAUUGAACUAGAAGUACCAAACUGGCCAACACCAAGUGAAAAUGAUAUAAGCCACAUUCACAGAGACAUGAGUCAUCUCCAGGGAGAGUACAGAAGUGGCAGUGGACCGCACCCAAGUGAAGAUCCGUCGGUUAGCUCUGUUGCCUUGGUGACAAUUCCAAUCACGAUAGCGCUGUUACUGAUCAUCGUCCUUCUGUUAGUCAAUCAGAAAAAGCAGUGGAUUCCAGUGUCCUGCUACAAAGCUCCAACAAAGCCUUCUUGCCUAAACAAUCAGCUGGUAUAUGUGGACUGCAAGAAAGGUACCAUGGUCCAGGUGGACAGUUCUCAGAGGAUGCUAAGAAUUGCAGACCCAGAUUCAAGAUACAGUGGAUUUUACAGCAUGCAGAAACAGAACAACCUACAGGCAGAUAAUUUCUAUCAAACAGUUUGAAGAAUUGCACCCUUACCAAGGAUUCAAGAAAAAGAGAAAGAGAGAGAGAGAGAGAGAGACUGUCUGCUAUUAAAAUAAAACUAGAAUUGUGCACUUGCUUAGUGGAUUGUAUUGGAUUUGUGACUACAUGUACAGCUCUAAGACCUUACUGGGAUGAGCUCUGACUCCUGCAAUGUGCCAGAAAAAGCAUUCCCACUUUUCCUUGAGAUAACUGACCAAGUGUUUUCUUAGAACCAAAGUUUUAAAACUUGUAAGAUGUAUUUGCUUGUAACAUAGCUAUAGAGGUUUUUUGGGAGGGGGAAUCAGGGGCUAGGGGUAGACAAUGAGGUAAAAGGAAGCUUCAGAGAAGAAAAACUGGUCAUGCUUGGCUGGAGAAGAAAAUGAAUAAAGAUACUGCAGAGCAGCAGGAUAGUAGUUUUCCUAGUUGCUCUGAAAUUGCAUUUGUUGCAGCAAAGCCUAACCCCAGGU